Coprinopsis cinerea okayama7#130 is the source of this 1314-nucleotide messenger RNA. RefSeq names its product FAD binding domain-containing protein. Gene Ontology annotation, molecular function: flavin adenine dinucleotide binding; oxidoreductase activity. NCBI's taxonomy places the organism in Eukaryota, Fungi, Basidiomycota, Agaricomycetes, Agaricales, Psathyrellaceae. The coding region runs from base 1 to 1314 and encodes 437 amino acids. The record is from RefSeq and is a predicted model, not a curated record. The transcript has 8 exons.
AUGUCUACUGAUCUAGACUUCACCGGAUCAUGGCAAGACGCGCGACUCGGCUCCUUCCGUGAUCUCGGAUCCUCCGGAAGUCUAGUGGACUUUAGGCGCGCGCUUGGUAUUUCGAAGCCUUCGACUCUGUAUUGUUCUUUGGAAGACUUCCCCCUCAUCGAAUCCUCUGUCCGAAUUCCUAAGUCUAACUUAACUCUCUCCACGUCUUCGACCGCUGAGCCUUUAGCUCCAGUCGUCUCUUUACGUCGCGCUCUCGCCGCAAGGCGUCCGUCCGACUUCGCCUCACUCCUCUUCACUCACGCCCAUCUCCUGACAGGUUGGGUAUUGGGCGGUGGACACAGCCCUUUAGCUCCCACUUACGGCCUGGGCGUUGACAACGUCCUUCAAUUCACUCUUGUGACUGCAGACGGAAAGCAUGUCACAGCCAAUUCCUAUACGAACCCAUCGCUUUUCUGGGCUCUCCGAGGCGGCGGAGGUGAGCAAAUAGUCCUCGUCGGGUUGGAAAUGGACCUCCCUUCGCCAGAAAUUGCUCUCGAGCUCCUUACAGAAUACGUCCGUCUUCACCCUAGAGUCAGCGAUUUAGGCUGGGGAGGCUCCAGUCAGAUCGUCCCCAACCACAUCAGAUUCGACUACAUCUCGCCCAAAAAAACCGUCGAAGAGGCCAACGAGACGUUCAAUUCGAUCUUGGAACUUGCACGAGAGCGCAGUAAUGGUACAGCGACGAUUACCUUGACUCCGUACAGCUCUUUCUAUGACUGGUUCGACGAAUGGUUCAUGAAGCGUAACUCAGUUGGUGGGGUGGGUGGCAUGGCUGAGCUCUCGUCGCGACUGCUCUCGCGGGAGGUCGUUGAACGUGAUCCGGCAAAGGUCGCUCGACUGAUGCUGAGUGUGCCAAACCCAUUUGGCGCUCCGUGGGUUGCUGCUGCUGGAGGCGCUGUUUCCAAAGUGGACCCCGAAAGCGUUGCAUUGAAUCCUGCAUGGAGACGCGCUGCAGCUCAACUAUACCUGGCAGAGCCUUUGGCGGAACUCGAUUUAAACGCCAUCGAAGUCGUCCGCCAAAGGCUGAUCAAUGGUACAAGGAUCAUUGACCCAAUAAGCGUCGACUCGGCUGCGUAUUUCAACGAGGCCAUGCUACACAAAGAGGACUUUAAAAAGAGUUUCUUCGGGUCGCAUUACGAUAGGCUUAAAAAGAUCAAGGCAAAGGUCGACCCAGAGAGCCUGUUCCUCGUUCCCCUUGGAGUUGGGUCCGAAGAUUGGGACAAGGACCUCGUUUGUCCAAGGAAGAAUUCUCACUUGCGGUCGUGCUUGGGAUAG